Mucor mucedo is the source of this 780-nucleotide messenger RNA. Its product is annotated as 3-oxo-5-alpha-steroid 4-dehydrogenase-domain-containing protein. Gene Ontology annotation, molecular function: oxidoreductase activity, acting on the CH-CH group of donors. The record is from RefSeq and is a predicted model, not a curated record. The coding region runs from base 1 to 780 and encodes 259 amino acids. Gene Ontology annotation, biological process: lipid metabolic process. NCBI's taxonomy places the organism in Eukaryota, Fungi, Mucoromycota, Mucoromycetes, Mucorales, Mucoraceae. The transcript has 2 exons.
AUGGAUGUAGUUUCACAAUAUUGGCUAAAAACGACCACAUAUAACACAGCAGUUGGUAUCUAUGCCACGUUACCAUUUAUCAUGGCACCCGCUCUUCUCUUUGUGAAUGCACCUUAUGGUAGAUUUGCAGGAAAGUUUGGAAUUGACUGUAGUUUAUCUGGGAAAUGGGGAUGGUUUAUUAUGGAGUUUGUAUCGCCCGUCAUGUUUGCAACCUCAGUCGUGAUUGCACGACCUACGUGGACACCCUUUCAAAUAAUAUUAACGUCAGCUUGGUUAAUCCAUUACAUCAAUCGAAGCAUUAUUUACCCAUUACGAGCCACGUCCAUGGCACCCCUUCAUGUGCUGGCAUUUGUAUGUUCCAUUGCCUUUAAUAUGCUCAAUGGGUAUACAAAUGGUAUGUGGGUAGCACGUCAUAGCCAAUCUAUUUACGAGUACAAGUUCUGGGCUGGUAUGAGCUUAUGGGUAAUGGGAUUUGUUAGUAACAUAUAUCACGACACGUUGCUAUUCAAGUUACGGAAAAAGACAAUGACAGGCAAGAAACGAUAUGCUAUCCCACAUGGUGGAUUAUUUGAAUAUGUUAGCUGUCCUAAUUAUUUUAGUGAAACCAUGGAAUGGAUGGGGUUUGCGAUUGCAACUGCAUACAGCGUUCCAGCCUAUAUUUUUGUGGCAGCGACUGUAUCCAACCUAUUUCCAAGAGCAAUACGUACACAUGAAUGGUACAAGAAUGAAUUUAAAAAUUACCCCAAAUCAAGAAAAGCAGUGAUUCCCUAUAUUUAUUAA